AUGAAAAUGGAAUAUGCACUCUUUUUGAUCUCAAAACAUUAUUCCGGGACAAUUGUAUAUGCAAAUACACCGGAAAGGCACACUGUUCCGCAAUCUUAUUCUGAUUGCGAAACUUUGACCGACAAGAGGGGAACAUACACUCUUGUUGCUCUUUUAGUUCCAUUUUGCAGACAUUGCCUUUGCAAAUUCCAUGGAAUGGCACGCUAUUUAGUUUGUCACUUUUUUAAAAUGAACGAAUCCAUCUAUACCAUAAAAACUCAAAUUUCUUCAUCCCAAAAAGAUGAAAAGUUAGCUCAAUUUCGCAACAUUUUCGGCGACUACACAGAGUAUCAAAUGAAAGUCUCAAUGUACAAACAUUCAAGAAUGAUUAUCCAAGUUAACGAAGAAUUAGAUGGACAGCAAGGAGUAUCCAAUGUUAUCACUCUUGGAAGCUAUUUCAAGACAAAAGAUCCAGAAAAAUCCGUUUACCUUCAACAUAUGGUUAAUAGUAAAAUUACAGGUAACAUUCACGAAUUUUUGCAGUCAAUCGGCGAAAAUUUGGAACGCCGGUGGAUUGAAAAAGGAUAUGCAUUUAAACAAGAUAAAAUGAAUAUUCGAAUUUUCUCAAUAUUCGAUGAAAAUAGCCGUGAAAAAUAUUCCGAUACAAUUGGUAUUGUUUUUGAGUCUUCGAGCAACUAUUCAGACAAUCAAGAGACUAUUUGUGCUGCUCUUGAUCGCGCAUAUACUUCUGUCUUAGAAGGAGUUCCGAGAUACAACCCAGAAGCUAGAUAA
Molecule: messenger RNA, 771 nt
Organism: Trichomonas vaginalis G3
Lineage: Eukaryota; Parabasalia; Trichomonadida; Trichomonadidae
Exons: 1
Coding region: 1-771 (256 amino acids)
Source: RefSeq, a predicted model, not a curated record